GACUGUUCCAAAAAUAAACAGACAGCCGUGCGCCAAGUGAUAAAAUCGGAAUUCAACAGUGACUUCAUGGCGGAAUUCAAGGUUGUUGCAGUGAUCGGCGCCGGCCAGAUGGGCUCCGGCAUAGCUCAACUUGCGGCGGUUGCCGGUUCCGAUGUCUGGCUCCUCGAUAAAGAUGCCGGAGCUCUCCACGGCGCCAAGGGUUCUAUCUCUAACUCCGUUCAACGUUUUGUCAACAAAGGUCAACUCUCCAAGGAGGUAGGAAUUAAGGCUCUAGAGCGUCUAAAAUAUACUUCGAAUCUCGAAGAUCUUCGAUAUGCAGAUAUUGUAAUAGAAGCCAUUGUAGAAUCUGAGGAUGUGAAGAAGAAACUGUUUGCAGAACUAGAUAAAAUCGUCAAAGGGUCCGCCAUUUUGGCGUCCAAUACGAGUUCUAUCUCCAUUACUCGUCUUGCAACUGCGACAAAACGACCACAGCAGGUGAUCGGUAUGCAUUUCAUGAACCCCCCUCCAAUCAUGAAACUUGUUGAGAUAAUCCGCGGUGCGGAUACGUCGGAUGAAACGUUCACCGCUACGAAAACUUUAGCAGAGAGGUUUGGCAAGACGGUUGUUUGUUCACGGGAUUAUGCGGGGUUCAUUGUGAACCGGAUACUAAUGCCAAUGAUUAACGAAGCUUUUCACGCACUGUAUACGGGGGUCGCAACGAAGGAAGAUAUUGAUGCAGGGAUGAAGUUAGGGACUAAUCAACCGAUGGGCCCUCUAGAGCUUGCAGACUUUAUCGGGCUUGAUGUAUGUUUGUCCAUUUUGAAAGUUCUACAUUCUGGGCUAGGGGAUGUUAAAUACGCGCCCUGCCCUCUUCUGGUGCAGUAUGUCGAUGCGGGUCGGCUUGGCAGAAAACGAGGUAUUGGAGUUUACAGUUAUGUUAAAUCACCCAAACAGUCAUCUCGUCUUUAAACGUCUUAUGAGAACAACUGUUGUAAUAGUAUGUGUUAUAGUAUGAGUUUUAAACUUGUUAUUGUAAGACUAAUGUGAGAAAUAAGGUUCUUUAAUACACUUGAUGGUGUUAUUAAUGAAAGUCCCUUAAAAGCCCUUUUAAUUUUGUAUUUAAGUGGCCAAAAGAAUGACCCCACAAGUAAGUGAGGAACAGGCUGUGGGUAAUUUUUGUUAUCCCCACUUUGACUCUGAAAGGGAUUGAAUUGGAAUCCUAUAAUUGAGCUACAUAUUUUUUAAAUUAUAAAAGGGCAUUUGUAAUGUAAAGUUAGGUAAAAGCUUAUGUUAAAUAAGUCCCUCAUCUGGAAACUUUGAGAAUUAGCUAGAGAGGUGUGUGUGUGUGUGUGAAGGAGAGAGAGAGAGAGAGAUGAAGUUCUUGUUUCAGUGUCCUUGUUGUUCUUGUUUCUGCUUUAUGAAGCCAAAAAAGGGGAAACCAAAGGAGAAAGAAGGCAAGGAUGAGAAGAAAACAGAGUGAAUGAUUUAAAGCAUACAGAUUUGUGCUGCAUUUUCUUGAAAUAUGAUUUUGGUAAUUUGGUAUUGCUAUUAGCAAAUGUGUUAUGUACUGAUGAUCUUUGGUUUCACAAUAAUCAAAUAAAUGUUAAUUUAGCUGGUUCUAGAUUCCCUGUUAUAAAAUAGGUUUCUGGAUCUCUUUGGUUUAUGUUCUGAAUUAAAGAUUCUUGUUUUGUUGUUGA
This is a messenger RNA of Helianthus annuus (common sunflower), 1676 nucleotides long. Its product is annotated as 3-hydroxybutyryl-CoA dehydrogenase. Gene Ontology annotation, molecular function: oxidoreductase activity, acting on the CH-OH group of donors, NAD or NADP as acceptor; NAD+ binding. Bases 67 to 948 code for a protein of 293 amino acids. NCBI's taxonomy places the organism in Eukaryota, Viridiplantae, Streptophyta, Magnoliopsida, Asterales, Asteraceae. The record is from RefSeq and is a predicted model, not a curated record. Gene Ontology annotation, biological process: fatty acid metabolic process. The transcript is spliced from 3 exons.